AUGUCUGGAAGACGCGGUAUGCACCCCCAUGCCACAGAUCAGCCACCCGUGAAGAAGCAGAGCAAGUGGUCACCGGAGGAAGAUGCCCUCAUCAUCGAGCUUCGAGGACGUAAUAUGAAGUGGGAAGAUAUCUCAAAGCGUCUGCCUGGCCGGAGUGCCAUCAGCUGCCGGCUACACUACCAGAACUACCUCGAAAGACGGAGUGAAUGGGACGAAGAGCGCAAGAACAAACUGGCCAGACUUUACGAGAGAUUUAAACCAGAGAUGUGGGCUAAAGUUGCAGAAGAGAUGGCAGUGCCAUGGCGAGCAGCAGAGGCCAUGCACUGGCAACUUGGUGAGGCAGAUAUGGCUAGACGUGCAGGCGUUAUCCCUUUCUCUCUAGCCGCAGUCAAUGUCGAGGGAAACAACAGUCACAGAAGCUCACCCUCGCGCAGCCACAUCCACUCGCAGCCCCAAGUCAGUAUGCCUCGCGAUCUUGGAGCCCCAUCGCCUCGAGUUGUGUACAAUAGACCUCCACCAAUGCCUGCCAGCAGCCGAGCUAUGGUUCCCCGCCGAGAGUCGAUUCCUCCGCCGCCCCCUUUGCCCAUGGUCCCAGAUCCUGCCGAAGUUCAGUAUGUACCAGGGCCAGGUUUGGCCCCGAUCCAGAACCAGCCACCACCUCGGACUGCUGGCAUGCUUCCUGGGGUUGCUGAACUUACUGGUGGAGUCAGCCCCUAUAGCACACCUGCUGCAGUACCCAACAUGGGCCCUAUGACUGGGGCAGGUCAGGGUCCUCUGUAUUCAACACUCGCCAGUUACUCGAUUGAAUCGGCCGGGUCCAAACGAAGAGCUUCUCCAGAUGAAUAUCCACACGAAGCGAACCAGAGGCGCCGAAUCACAUAG
Fusarium redolens is the source of this 882-nucleotide messenger RNA. RefSeq lists its product as uncharacterized. The record is from RefSeq and is a predicted model, not a curated record. The transcript has 2 exons. Gene Ontology annotation, biological process: regulation of DNA-templated transcription. Lineage: Eukaryota; Fungi; Ascomycota; Sordariomycetes; Hypocreales; Nectriaceae. The coding region runs from base 1 to 882 and encodes 293 amino acids. Gene Ontology annotation, cellular component: nucleus. Gene Ontology annotation, molecular function: DNA-binding transcription factor activity, RNA polymerase II-specific; RNA polymerase II cis-regulatory region sequence-specific DNA binding.